AUGGAGUCCCCCAUCACCUCUGUCCCCCCCUCCCUGAUGGACUCCCCCAUCACCUCUGACCUCAAGUGGGAGCCGACCAUCAGCUCCCUCAUCAAGAAGGCCCAGCAGAGGAUGUACUUCCCACGGCAGCUCAGGAAAGCCAAGCUGCCUGCACAGAUGUUGGUGCAGUUCUACACGGCCAUCAUCGAGUCCAUCCUCACCUCCUCCAUCACCUCCUCCACCACCUCCUCCAUCACCUCCUCCAGCACCUCCUCCAUCACUGUGUAG
Messenger RNA from Knipowitschia caucasica, 267 nucleotides. Lineage: Eukaryota; Metazoa; Chordata; Actinopteri; Gobiiformes; Gobiidae. The record is from the annotation of a GenBank genome assembly.